This is a messenger RNA of Diorhabda sublineata, 5972 nucleotides long. RefSeq names its product adenylate cyclase type 6. The transcript is spliced from 25 exons. The record is from RefSeq and is a predicted model, not a curated record. NCBI's taxonomy places the organism in Eukaryota, Metazoa, Arthropoda, Insecta, Coleoptera, Chrysomelidae. Gene Ontology annotation, biological process: adenylate cyclase-activating G protein-coupled receptor signaling pathway; adenylate cyclase-inhibiting G protein-coupled receptor signaling pathway; cAMP biosynthetic process. The coding region runs from base 463 to 4128 and encodes 1221 amino acids. Gene Ontology annotation, molecular function: adenylate cyclase activity. Gene Ontology annotation, cellular component: plasma membrane.
GGGUAGUCCUUUUCGCGGGUUUUUUUGUUUAAACAUCUCUUCGUACGUUCCUCUUAAAAAAAAUCGUAAAAAUAGUGAUAAUUUGUAGAAAAAGUGUCCAAAAUCGUGGUAAUAACGUGAACUUUUAAAAAUGUUUAUAAUUUUCGAUAAAAUUUAUCCUCUUAGUGAUCUUAUUUUUGUAGUUCAGUUCGGUAGUGAUAGUUCGGGAUCAUAUAAUUAUUUUUAAACAGUUUUUCGGGUUAAAAAAUGUAUUAAUUUUUUAAUACUAAGUGUCUGGUGAAAUAAUUUGUUUAAAAUAAAUUAGUUGUGCUAUCAAAAUGUGCUCUAUAACCCCAUUUGUUUAUACAAUUUGGCGCCAUUUUUGUGUAAAGUAAUUUCAACUAAUGUAUGUGUGUGUAAUCGUGAUAGUUAUUCAAAAAUAGUGCUUUAAUACAUGCUGUGGAUUAGGAAAACAAAUGAACCAUGCAAUCAACGCCGAUGUUGAGGUCCUUUAGUUCAGAUUCAUCGCACAAAAGGGAUUGGAAACAACGGUUAAGUUUAAGGGAUAAUCGCAGAAAGGAUACUGAAUCGGCGUCGAAUCGAAAAGGAUGUACAAGAAAAUGGACGAGUUUAAAAAGUAAUCCGAAAUUGAACGUUGACGUUGGAGAUGGCGGGGGUACGAGUGGAUCGGUUUCAACUCCAUCAUCGACUGCAAACACAAGUCCCCUAUUACCAUCUUCCUGUACAGAAUCAACAAGGAAAAGUAAUUGGCAAGUUAUCGAACAUUUCGGAUCGAAAGAUAAGGGCAGUAUGUCGUCUAGUCUGAUUGCCGUUGGAACGGUACCAAGAUCACCUCUUAAUAAAGAAAAUGAUUCCGUACCGAAUUCUAGCCCCGAUUUAGAUGGCCAAGAAGUUGAAGCGGAACUUUUGGUGACACACAAUCAAACGCGACAAUCGAAUGACGUUUUUUCCAAAUUACGAAGACUUAUUAAAAAAGUGUGUAGUACUCAUCAAUUCAAAAAUGAACAGGUUGAAAUGCUCUACCAAAGAUAUUUUUUAAAGAUGAACCAGAGCAAUAUGACUAAUUUGAUAACUCUUCUUUUAACUUUAUGCGUUUUACUCUUCAUGAUCUCUCUAACGGACUUCGCGAUGCCCCGUCAAUUAGAUACGCAUACGACAGGACCGGAUUUAGUACCUUACGAUAAACUACUUGUGCUUAUGUGCACUUCGGCGUGCUGUGUAGCUAUUUACGGGGUUUUGCUUAACGUAGUAUCAAGACCGGCGAUGAACGAAGUCUACUUGAUAAUAAUUUCUUAUUUUAUACUCGUUACUUUUCUCACGUUAGAGAUAUUGAUAUCUUUUUACUUUGACGAUAAACGACCACUUUUGGGAUCUUCUUUCGCGCUUUCAUGUACGUAUUUAACGUACGCUUUGAUGCCAAACAGACUCAAAGACGCCCUUUUGUCCGGAGUAAUUUUAGCGAUCACCGAAAUUAUUUUAUUGAUAUAUGUAGGGAAGGUGAUCGGUCCAACAGAAAUUAUCAGCUGUUUGAUAAUAUUUUUAUGCGCCAACGUCGCCGGUAUUUGUACUCAUUAUCCCAGGGAAGUAGCCCAGAGAAAAGCAUUUUUAGAAACGAGACAGUGUAUCGAAGCGAGACUUAAAAUCCAAAGGGAAAAUCAACAACAAGAGAGAUUGUUAUUAUCAGUAUUACCUCGUCACGUGGCUAUGGAAAUGAAAGCCGAUAUUGCAGGGCAACCCAAACAGGAGCAAUUUCAUAAAAUUUAUAUACAAAAACACGAAAAUGUAAGCAUUUUAUUCGCAGACAUAUGCGGGUUUACAACUCUUUCUGAUCAAUGUACUGCAGAGGAGCUGGUUCGAAUUUUAAACGAAUUAUUCGCACGAUUUGAUCGUUUGGCGGCAGAACAUCAUUGUUUAAGAAUUAAACUUCUGGGAGAUUGUUAUUAUUGUGUUUCCGGCCUUCCGGAAGCUCGACCCGAUCACGCUCACUGUACAGUAGAAAUGGGAUUGGAUAUGAUAGAUGCUAUAGCAUUAGUAAGGGGUGUUAUGAAUGUUAACGUGAACAUGAGAGUGGGUAUUCAUACUGGUCGGGUUCAUUGUGGAGUUCUUGGUUUGCGAAAAUGGCAAUUCGAUGUUUGGUCGAAUGAUGUUACUUUAGCUAAUUACAUGGAAAGCGGAGGAAUUCCUGGGAGAGUUCACAUCACUAAAGAAACGUUAAAAUGCCUCGGUAACGAUUAUAUAGUUGAAGCAGGACAUGGAGGUGAUCGAAAUUCGUAUUUAAAAGAUCACAAUAUUGAUACGUAUCUCAUAGUAGCACCACCAUACAGAGGUGAUUCUUCCGUUCCUUAUCAAAAUCAUCCGAUGAACGGAAAUAUUGCUAAAGAAAUGAGAAUUAUGGGACACGGUUCUCAACAUGGUCACCCUUCAAAACUUGGUUUUGGUGAAUCAGUGGAAAGGGAGAAAAAUCCCGAAGAUGAAGUAAAUGAGUAUUUAAUGAAAGCCAUCGAUGCAAGAAGUAUCGAUAGGUUGAGAACUGAACAUUGUCGUACUUUACUACUCAACUUUAGAGAUCCGAUAAAAGAAUCUAAGUAUGUACUUGAAAAGGAUCGAAUGCUUACUAUGUAUUUUUUUUGUUCGACAUUUUGUUUUAUAACUAUUUUAAUAGUUCAGUUAGUAGUAUUUCAAAGAAAUGAUACCGCAUUGCUGUGUUCAAUUCCAGUAUUAUUUUUCUUAGUGUGCAUACCCCUGUUGGUAUACAUAGAUAACAUAAAACAACGGAAAAGAUUUUCAACGUUAUUUCUUAUUUCGAAAACUAUACACAAAAACAGGAAUGUCGCUCAAGUUUUCUGUUUCGUAAUGGCUGUUUGUAUAUACGGUUUAGUUUUAUUUCAAAUGUUUUCAUUAUCGUUUGAAAUACAAUGUCUGAAUUCUACCUUUGGUGGAUCAAACUGUACCAAUUAUUCGCUCAAUUAUUCUAAUGAGAACAAAGGCUGCAAACAAUAUUAUUUAAUAGAUUAUUUAUUGCUACUCGUAAUGGUGUCGAUGAUUGCUUGUGCCGUCUACCAAAUUUUAAUUUCAUUAUUAAAGACAAUCGUUUUGUUGGGGGGAAUGGCUGGAUUUCUUGUCGCCUAUAUACUCUACAAUAAAUCUUUGGAAUCAAUUAUGUGCAUCUACAAAAACAACGAGAAUACAUUUACUCAUCAUUAUAUGAACGUUAUAGUUUUGGGAGGGUUUGUUCUAGCUCUAAUUAUACAUGGGCAACAAACCGAAGCUACAUACAGAUUAGAUUUUGUAUGGAAAUUGCAAGCUACAGAGGAAAAGGAAGACAUGGAACACUUGGAAGCAUACAACAGAAAGCUUUUGGCCAAUAUUUUACCCGUACACGUGGCCGAACAUUUUUUGAACAGCGACAAAAAUAACGACGAACUCUACCACGAACAAUGCGAUUUUGUUUGCAUUAUGUUUGCUUCGAUACCGAAUUUUUCCGAAUUCUACGUAGAAUUAGAAGGUAACAACGAAGGAGUCGAAUGUCUACGAUUACUCAAUGAAAUAAUAGCGGACUUUGAUGAAUUAUUAUCAGAAGAAUCGUUUAAAUACAUCGAAAAAAUCAAAUCGACUGGAGCCACAUAUAUGGCAGCCUCAGGUUUAACUCAAAAUACGUGCGAUAUGUUGGAAUUUAAACACGUAACGGCAAUGGCCGAUUAUGCUCUUCGAUUAAAGGAAUUACUUGAAGAGGUCAAUGAGCAUUCUUUCAAUCACUUCAGGAUUAGAAUCGGCAUCAACGUCGGACCGGUAGUUGCCGGAGUGAUUGGAGCUCGUAAACCGCAAUACGAUAUUUGGGGUAACGCCGUCAACGUAGCCAGCAGAAUGGAUAGUACUGGAAUUCAAGAUAAAAUUCAAAUUACAAAAGAAGUGAAUCAAAUUCUUCAAGCGAAAGGUUAUCCAACGAAAUGUCGGGGUACAAUUAACGUGAAAGGAAAAGGUUCCAUGGAGACGUUCUUUCUCGAAGGUCCGGCUCGAACACGACCUAAUAUCACUUUGAAUCCGUUGGCGACGAGUUUUGGUUCCGACGAUGAAAAGUUCGAUGAAAUAAGAAGUACUCAAUUGGGUACGAUUUCCGAAAGAAAUUAAAAACUCGCUUUUAUUGAAAGUGAGAUUCAUAAUGAACAUUUUAUAUAAUGCAAAGUGUACAUCGCCGCUUAAGAAAAAAAAAAUUGAAAAGCGGCUAUAUUGGAGAUGCACAAAGAAAGUGGAUAAUUUUUUUAUCGACGAAAUAUACAGGGAAUAUAAAUGUAAUUGUCCCAAAUAAUUUAGGACAUUACAGUUCACUUAUAUUUAGACUAAGUAUAUGUAUUUAGUGCUAACUGUUUUGUAAAAGAAAGAAUUUGAAAAAUAGUUAUCGCUGGGAAUAAACUCGAAUUGAUAGAAUAUAUAACAUAAAAAUCUUCUGAACCGUAAAAUUAAAAUAAGAAUAGCAAGAAAGAAAAUGUACAUUUAUUCGGUAUAGGGUCCAAUAUAAAAAAAAUAAUUAAACCGAUACAAUGGUCAUUAUAGGUCGCAGAUUGACCGUAUUUGCAUGGUGUUAUCUGUUCUACGAAAUUGAAGUAAUCUAGAGGUGUAAACCCUAAUUAUUGAUUCGAAAUGUGUCACGAAAUACUUUAUGUGGGGUUUGUUAUCGUUCAAAAACGCCGCUUUUAAUUAAUAUCAGACCGUGAAUGAGUAUUAGAGUAAAUUAUCCACUAGCUACUUCAACAACGGGUAUAUAUUGUUAAACAUAUUUCUACGACCAGUCAAAUUACUUCUAAAUGUUAUAAAGUAAGAAUUUGUUCAUUCAAAAAUCUAUUUUUAACUUGAUUUUAAUAUAAAUUAAUAAUGCGAGAAUGUUUUAGACUCUAUUUAUAUUGUAGUUGAAUAAUCUGUGAUUUAUUGUUGAAUUACUGUUCUAUCCAUCGGUUUUGUUUUUUUUUUUAUUAGUUAUUUAAUCUAAUUGUUGAUUGUUUCGAACUGGUAUUUGAAAUCUUAUAUAUUUUUGGAAUAAUUAGUAAUUAGUAUUUAACGUAAUAAUUUUUAUUUCGAAUAUAUUGCCAGUUAGUAAGUUUCUUCUUAUCGUUGAGUACAUUGUUGUGGAAUAAAAUUUAAAACAAAAACGUAGAGAAUAACUUAUAUUCGAAAAAUUGAUGUAUUAUGAACUUUUUAUACUUUCCCAUGAAUCUCUUUUUUCCCAAUCCUACAAUUGUAAUUUACAUAAUUCUUUUCGAGUUAUUCAUCUAUGUUUUGAAUACCAGAUGGCCAAUUACAUUUUCAGGUGUUUUAAUAGUACGAAGGUUGCUACUCAACUUUUAAUUUAGUUAAAUAAAAACAACAUAUGGCUCUAAAGUAUUCUCCAUUUAGAUCAAUACACCUUUGCAUCCGAAAUAUGUGAUUUGAAAACGUUGACUUCGCAAUUUAUUUUCGAUCUUCAGGAAUAAGAAGAAAUCGUUGGGUCUUAAACAAGGACUAUACGGCGGUUCAUAUGCAUAGAUCCAAUCGACACGAAUUGUCAAAUUAUGCGGUAUCAAAUGCUAACAAAUCAUUUUGACAGUCAAAUGUUCAUGCAAUAUUAAUCUGUAAACAACGUCAGAUUUGACAUAAUCACAUCAGUGCUGCCAUAUCCUAAAACUUAAAUAGCAACCCUCAUAUAACUAACGAGAAAAUCAUAUUAUUUCUAUUUUUUUGAAUACACAAAAAUAUAAUUGGACAUUUCUACUUUUAUAUUUUGUAGACUACACAUUUUUUUGUGUGUGUGUAUAUAUAUUUAUAGUAUGUAUUUAUUUAAGGUAUAAAUGAAACUGUAAAUAGACUUGAUUUUAUUUUUUUAAUAAAUAUUUUCCUACCAACCUAAAUGUUACACUCUGAAAUAGUAUUGUAUAUAAUGUUAUCUUUUACUUAGUUUAUUGUAAAUACUAUUUUCUAAUAAAAUAUAUUGUGAUGAUGAA